Sus scrofa (pig) is the source of this 983-nucleotide messenger RNA. RefSeq names its product proteasome 20S subunit beta 10 (gene PSMB10). Gene Ontology annotation, molecular function: threonine-type endopeptidase activity. Gene Ontology annotation, cellular component: proteasome core complex; cytoplasm. NCBI's taxonomy places the organism in Eukaryota, Metazoa, Chordata, Mammalia, Artiodactyla, Suidae. The record is from RefSeq and is marked provisional.
CAGGACAAGGACAAAGGACAAGGCUGUGGCCUUCUUUGCUUGGUGCUGGUCCUACUCCUCUGACCUCCAUACCCCUGGACUGCCCUGCCCACCUGGACAUGCAGAAGAUAGCGCUAGAGCCCCUAGGGGGCUUUUCCUUUGAGAACUGCCAGAGAAAUGCAUCCUUGGAACGCGCCCUCCCUGGGUUCCGGGUCCCUCACGCACUCAAGACGGGGACCACCAUUGCAGGUCUUGUAUUCCAGGACGGGGUAAUCCUGGGCGCGGAUACGCGGGCCACUAACGACUCGGUCGUGGCGGACAAGAGCUGCGAAAAGAUCCACUUCAUCGCCCCCAAAAUCUACUGCUGUGGGGCUGGAGUAGCCGCGGACGCCGAGAUGACCACGCGGAUGGCGGCAUCCAACAUAGAGCUACACGCACUAUCCACCGGCCGCGAGCCGCGCGUGGCCACUGUCACUCGCAUGUUACGCCAGAAGCUCUUCCGGUACCAGGGCCAUGUGGGCGCGUCGCUAAUCGUGGGCGGCAUAGACUUCACAGGACCCCAGCUCUACAGCGUGCACCCCCAUGGGUCCUACAGCCGUCUGCCCUUCACGGCCCUAGGCUCCGGCCAAGAUGCAGCCCUGGCAGUGCUAGAAGACCGGUUCCAGCCCAACAUGACUCUGGAGGCAGCACAGGGGCUGCUGGUGGAAGCCAUUACUGCAGGGAUCCUAAGUGACCUGGGCUCUGGGGGCAAUGUGGAUGCAUGUGUGAUCAUGGGGACCGGUGCCAAGCUGCUGCGAACACUGAGCUCUCCCACAAAGCCCACAGAAAGAUCCAGCCAGUAUCGCUUUGCCCCUGGGACCACAGCUGUCCUGUCCCAGACAGUGAUGCCGCUGACCCUGGAGCUGGUGGAAGAAACUGUGCAGGCCAUGGAUGUGGAGUGAAGUAAGCCUAGGCUUACUUGGAAUAAGGAACAAGGAGGAAUAAACCCAGAAAACACCAACACC